AUGAAGGUUGUUGCUUCCAUUCUGCCUCUUCUCGCUGUGGCUUCUGCCUCGUGCCUCCAUGGCACAUCACUCAUGCCCCGUUCUGCCGAUGGUCGAGUUGAUAUCAACCCUUACAACUACACCAACACCGGCGGUCCCCUGAACUGGUACGGACUCGACCAGGAGAACACUGCAUGCUCGACGGGCAAGCACCAGUCUCCCAUUGUGAUCGAGACGGAUGACAUUGACUACGCCCAAUCCAAGUCAAUUCGCUUCCACGUCCCCAGUGCUGAUGCGGCCAAGUUCGAGAACCUGGGUUCUGGCCUCGAGGUCGUCCUGACCAACGGCACCCUCACCACCAAGGACAGCUCCUACAAACUUGCUCAGUUCCAUUUCCACACCCCUAGCGAGCACCGUAUCGACGAUGAGUACUAUCCUAUGGAGGCUCACUUCGUCUUUGAGGGCACUGCUGGCGAUAUUGCCGUUGUCGGCUUUGUUUUCGAGCUCUCCCAGUUCGGUUACUCCACCCCUCUCUUCGAUUCCGUUUUCGCCCACAUCGAUGAUAUUGCCAACCCCGGCACCUUCACCAAGACUGGCCACCUUGACUUCUCGGCCCUGACUGCUCACCUGAACGCCCACGGUAUCUACCAGUACACCGGCUCUCUCACCACCCCUCCCUGCUCUGAGAACGUCAAGUGGUUCCUCAGCACAGAGCCCCUUGCCCUAAAUGUCCAGAGCUACAAUGCUGUUAAGCACAUCCUGAAGUACAACGCUCGCUACACUCAGAAUGCCCUUGGCCAGGACAACCUCCUGGAGAUUGCUGCUAAGGAACUGAGCUAA
Aspergillus versicolor CBS 583.65 is the source of this 819-nucleotide messenger RNA. RefSeq names its product carbonic anhydrase family protein. Gene Ontology annotation, molecular function: carbonate dehydratase activity; zinc ion binding. The coding region runs from base 1 to 819 and encodes 272 amino acids. The record is from RefSeq and is a predicted model, not a curated record. The transcript has 2 exons. Lineage: Eukaryota; Fungi; Ascomycota; Eurotiomycetes; Eurotiales; Aspergillaceae.